Chlamydomonas reinhardtii is the source of this 1756-nucleotide messenger RNA. RefSeq lists its product as uncharacterized. The record is from RefSeq and is a predicted model, not a curated record. The transcript is spliced from 5 exons. The coding region runs from base 118 to 651 and encodes 177 amino acids. Lineage: Eukaryota; Viridiplantae; Chlorophyta; Chlorophyceae; Chlamydomonadales; Chlamydomonadaceae.
CUGUUUAAGCUUGUGCAAUAUAGCCACAUCUUAAAGCACUUGUUGAAUUUGAGGAGCAUAAAAGAGCAACUUGUCAAAGGAGCUGCUCGCAACUCGCUUGACGGGCCCGGCGCAAAAAUGUCGGUGUGGAUGCCCCCAGGCGGAGGCUCAGGUUCCAUGGCCCCGCCUUCUCAAAGCCACCUGGUAUGCGGAGGAUGCCGCUGCCUGCUGAUGUAUCCCCAAGGCGCCUCCAAUGUCCGCUGCUCACGAUGUGGACACAUCACAUCUGCACCAGCAUCAGCCGGCGCGGACAGCUCCCAAAUCGUGUGCAACGGGUGCCGGGUGCUCCUCAGCUACCCGCGCGGCGCGCAGAGCGUCCAGUGCUCGCUUUGCCACGCGGUGACGCAGGUGCCGGUGUACGGGCAUCUGGUGUGCAACGGCUGCAGCAUCAUGCUCAUGUACCCGGUGGGCGCACAAAGCGUCAAGUGCUCAGUGUGCCACUACGUAACGCCCGUCACCGCGGCCACGGCGGCGGCGGGCGGCGCGAGUGGCUCGGUUCCAGCGGCACGACCAAAGACCAAGCAAACGGUCGUGGUGGAGAACCCGCCGUCAUAUGACGAAAAAGGCAACGAGGUUGCCAACAUCGCUGUGGGCGUGAAGGCGGACACUUGAAGCGCGUGCCGCAGCGCAUAGGGCGGCGCGACGGCAGCGGGGUGGCACCACAGAGCAUGCUGGCCUGGCUGGUUAAGGAGCCAAGGCCUGAAUGGACCUGGGCUGUUUGCUUAGUUGCAUGAUAAGGCCAUUCUCUCGUGGCCGGUUUGCGUCAACGGGGGACAUGAGAGUUACGCACCGAUAGACUGACUUUUACGCAUGCACACUAUGCAUCACGUACAGCUGGUGAGCAGACUCGUGUCUGUCCGUUGCAAAACUUUUCCAGCGCCCGGCGCCUCUGGAGGGCUGGCGUUUCCGUUGACAUCUUGUUUGGCGUUAACCGCGUAAUUGUAAAGAAGGCACGACAAGGAGGGUCACUAAGUAUGCUGCUGUAGGACAGGCUGCACAAAGCGUGUGACAAGCGGUCAUACGGUACUGCGGCUUGGAUGGUGUCAGGGGUUGCGUGUUAAUCCUGGCAUUGCAACCGCGUAACAAGCUGGUCGGACGCGUGCGGAGUCUGCGAUGAUGGGCCAAGGAGCGAUAGGGACAGUAUGCGUGCCAGGAGCUGCGGUUGGCAGUGCGUAACACUGCGAGCAGAUGGCUGGUUGUAUGUGCGGGUGGCUGCAAAGCUUUGCAUACCUUUCGAGAGAUAGGGCCUGAUGUGGCUGAGAGCAGGUGAUUUCGCAGGCAUUCUGCUUGGGUUUCUUACGUGUGACGCUGGUAUGAUGAGAUGCAGAGGAGGUCAUGGGUACCAGCUAUUCCAUGUUGUGUAGGGCCUCGGGGAUGCACACACAGUGUUUGCGCAAUGUGCUACAACUGGCAGGGUGGGAUGGCGCCAUCGGCCUCCGCCGAGCCCUUUGUGAGAUGCGGGAUACGGCGUGGCUGCGGCUAGGUGGAUGAGAGCAGCCUCAGUCCUAGGCGCAAGCUCAACAUAUUGUUCGCGUGUGGGGACGCCGCGUUGGCGAGAGCCACGGAUGGCCCUAAUACAUCAAGGGGGCAUUUCACACCCGUGGAGGGCAUUGUAAGUGCGUGUGCGUGUGCAUGCGAUGUGUGUAUGUGUGGCAGCAUCCUGAUGGUGCCUAGGGAUUAAUCGUGUUUUAUUCGAUAUCUUAAAAGACAAGCACUC